UCUAUACAGGGGCCAUUUACCUUCCGUCAGUCGCAUCGCAGUAACCGUCCGAGAAAAGGAAGUUCCAAUAUUGCUGAAUUUAUACAUUUGUUUAAAAUCACGUUAAUAUAUUUUAACAUUAAAAAUUACAGCAUAGUUAUCUUAGUAUAAUAAUAAUAUUGUCUUUGACAACAGAAAGAAGAAUAUAUAUUUUGGAGACUUAAACGCAGAUCAAAUUAUGACCAACAAACAGGCUAUAGGAUGGGCCUUCCUGUGCCUGAUGGGAACCACAUUGAUGGCGCCUGCCGUAUUAACUUACCCCCAAGAACAUCGUUCUUCUCAAACACCAAGUCAAUAUGAACCUCAACGUCCCGUCUAUCAAGGAAAUUACCCGGUGUAUCAACCCGAACAAGAUGCAAGAAAAUUCGUCGAAAAACCGAAUGCCAGCAAAAAAGUGGUGUCGUCGACUGGAGUUGUAGAAGAUCGCAAUGACUUGGAAGACGUACAAACUAAUUCUAUUUCGCAAGACGCGGCAGGUGGUUUUUCGUGGAGCAGUGUAUUGGGAAUGAUUAUGCAAAUGCUGUUCAAUCCAGCAAGCCAGGCCGCAGGACCAAGUAAAUCAGACGUUUUGGACGGUGAUCAGGCUAUCGCUCCGACAUCGCCCUGGGCUAAUUUGUUAUCUGUAGGUCUGAAAAUUUUAACCGCGUUUUUGGGCGGUGGCAAUGUAGCGGGAGACGGAAUUGACAAAGUGGAUAACUCUUCGCCAAUGCAGGGUGUAUUGGCGGCGGUCUUAUCUACAGUACUUGGCAGCAGGGAUCCCGAUCAAGUGGCCACCAUGGCCAAACAAGCUGGAGAGUUCAUCAAUAUUGUUGUCAAUCUUUUGGAUGCUUUGAAGACAUCAUUCAGUCACAGAUCUAUGUCAGCUAGAUCUUUGGGCAAAAAGGACACUAUGUCCGACGCAGCUGUAGCCAGCUUAUCCAUGUUCAAAGGAUAUAUGAAAACCAUGAAUACGGCUAAUGACGUUUGCGCUCAGAAGUUUGUAUGCGAAGCUAACAAAGAAUGUUCAGGUGAAACAUCAAGUUCUAGUGCCAUAUAUUGUCAGCUUGGAACAUACGCAACAAGUUUCUUGCUACAAAGGACUGGUAAUGCACCUUUCGAAGUAUAUUAUGACGCCGGAAGACGUGGACGAUCUGGAGAUGACUGUCGUCAACUCUACUUGGCCUGUAACGAAGUUUAAAUUCCAGUUUCCAGCGAUCAUACAAAUUAAAUAAUAGUUUUUUCCACUCAAAAAUACCUUAUCUUAACAGUUUCAUAUUCCAAUAUCUAAAGCAGCUCACCUUUGAUUUCAAUCCGAUUAAAAACAAAGAUCUCGUCUCUGAAAUUGACCAUUUAAAUGUACACAAUACAAAUCCGCAUUGGUUUCUUAUUAGGAUUAUUAGGAUAAUCUUUUAUAACAUAUAUAUAUACUUUUUUUUUACUGAGUAUUAUACUUUAUAUUUAUUCCUAUUGUUUGUAUAACAAUACACUUUGUACCAUAGUAGUCUGACCUAUUAAUUAUGUAUAUUUUUUUUAAUUAUUUAUACUUUAUUUAUUUUAAUUUAUUGUUUUUAAUAAAUUAUUAUAGGGAUUACUUUUAAAUAGAA
Messenger RNA from Metopolophium dirhodum (rose-grain aphid), 1622 nucleotides. RefSeq lists its product as uncharacterized. The coding region runs from base 218 to 1216 and encodes 332 amino acids. NCBI's taxonomy places the organism in Eukaryota, Metazoa, Arthropoda, Insecta, Hemiptera, Aphididae. The record is from RefSeq and is a predicted model, not a curated record. The transcript has 8 exons.